Molecule: messenger RNA, 780 nt
Organism: Didymosphaeria variabile
Lineage: Eukaryota; Fungi; Ascomycota; Dothideomycetes; Pleosporales; Didymosphaeriaceae
Exons: 2
Coding region: 1-780 (259 amino acids)
Source: RefSeq, a predicted model, not a curated record
AUGGCGGACGCUGACGCUACUACCAAGCCAAGUCAUGCCGUCGGUCACCUCGAUCCAGUAUUGCUAGAGGUCGGGAAGGGGAAGCAGCGGAGAAGGCUGACCAAGUCCCCUCGACCGGAGACUGCAAGCAGUCACAGGAGUAGCUUCUCGAGACUCAUGGGUCGUAAGGAGUCGCAGAAGCUGCAGGCCUCAAGGAACGUGCCACUGACGAGGAACGACCCGGAGAGAGACCUAUAUCUGAUGAGCGGAGCGAACCAGGAACGAAAGACAAUCGCCGAGAUCAGACAGCAGACGGCACAGAGACAGGAGAUAUCCGAAGAUUGGAACAGGCCCAAACUCGCCAAGUCGCUCGGCAUGCUCGACCCCAACAGGCCCAGCAUAUACAUUUACGGGAGUGGAAACGAGACUUCAGCGGCAGCCAACGCGCAGCUAGACCGCGAACUCUUGCGAGAGAUCACAGACUGGGUUGGCAUUGGAGGCAUCCUCAAGACGACACAAGUUUCUGUGAUACCUGAAGAAGGCAUCUGUGUCGACGAGAAGGGCGAGCGUAUCUAUUUUCCACCCAAGUGGAACCUUCCACUGUUUCCGUGGGAGGAGGAAGUGUCACGGUCGAGCUCGACCAAAAGCAAGGAAUCUUCGUCGAAGGGCUCGUUGGAGUACGUGACAGCAGGUUUUGCCGCUGUUUUCGAGGUCGCUGACAGGUACCAGGCGAAAGAUGAGCCAGAUCAGGAAACUCAUGGCGUAGGGCAAUGGCUGGGAAGGGGUGCUUGCGGUGGAUAG